Messenger RNA from Zymoseptoria tritici IPO323, 489 nucleotides. RefSeq lists its product as uncharacterized. The record is from RefSeq and is a predicted model, not a curated record. The coding region runs from base 1 to 489 and encodes 162 amino acids. The transcript is spliced from 2 exons. NCBI's taxonomy places the organism in Eukaryota, Fungi, Ascomycota, Dothideomycetes, Mycosphaerellales, Mycosphaerellaceae.
AUGACGGUUACCAACACUGUCUUUGUCAAUCCUCCCACCUCGACCAAUUCCGUGGCUCCGAAGGUCAACUCCACCUCCAUCUGCCACUCGGCUGCGGCGCUUUCGACUUCUCUCGCCGGGCUGAUCACUCAGAUCCCGGAUGGUCAGAUCCAAGGUCCCGUCCCGAGCACGAUGUCUCUGCCGCCCGGAGCACCUCCGGGCGUUCCUCAGGGAGUACCUCAAGGAGUGCCGGAAGGAACCUCUCGAGGACUUCCCAGUGGAUGGCCCUACCCAGGUGUCCUCAGCGUCCCGCCCCACAGCCUUCAUGGUAACGCGACCAUCACCAAGGCCCACGGCAUCCCGAAGCCCAGUCACUACAGCAUGCCACCGCAUAGCUACCGCGGCAACGUUACUGUCCCCCAGACCCGUCGUCCGAAAAUGACUCUGCGCGGAAAUGGAACGGCGAGCUUCACUACGGUCACGAUGACGAAGCACUGGCGUUUCCAGUGA